Cotesia congregata is the source of this 542-nucleotide messenger RNA. The record is from the annotation of a GenBank genome assembly. Lineage: Eukaryota; Metazoa; Arthropoda; Insecta; Hymenoptera; Braconidae.
GUUGAUUUCCUUGACUAACGUGAAAAAUUUUUGUAAAAAUGUCUGGAAUAUAUGCGUUUUUUUUGGACUAAAUCAAAACAAUUACAGACAAUUAAAACUUCAUACAUACCUGUCCAUUCACGAUAUGAAAAUGCUAGUGUAAAAUUAAAGUGGAAAAAUAAACGAUCAAAAUUAUUUGAAGUGUUAGAUGCUAAAAUUUUGAAAAUAAGUGAUGAUAAAGAUCUGUUGGAAAAUAUUUCUGUUGAUGAAAAUACUGGUCGAAUCCUCGAUGUAACGACAAAAGCGUUUUUAAGAACUGUUUUCGUGUAAAACGGACCGACUUAAAACAUAAACAAAGAACACUUGUUCAAGUUCAUGAAGAAGAAAUAAUUGCAGAUGGAAAGACAAUUUUUGAUGAAUAUUCCAAAAAUAAAUUGAAGAAAUUAUCAAAUAAUACUUCAAUUAUAUCUCGAAAUGGAAAUCGAACAAAUCAGCCAUCAAAAACAGCAACAAUAUGGACAACAACCAUUUUGGCAACAAUUACAAGCAUCCGACGCACAUAA